AUGUCUACGGACGUGCCUCGUCAUAUUCGGGAGGCGGCCGUGCCGCUGCCGAUGGCGCCGCGCCGCGCAGUGUUGCAGAGUCUGUCGACCCAGGAAACAGUGCCUGUGCAGCGUCACCAGGCCGAUGCCCCCCUGUACAAGUUGAAUGAAAAUGGUCUGCAUACAGAAGCACAAAAGGUGGUACAAGAUCGCAUUCGUGAGCAGCAGCCCCGUGUCCAUCGUGACCAUUUGGCCCCGUUGGAGGGCAUCCACAAUGUCCCGCCGUCGGGUGCGCAGCCACCGAUUGCGAAGGAGACGACGAGCAAGAAGCCCCAGCUUCCGACGCCCCCACGGGUGAUUGUCGACCCUGAGGGCCAGCAGUACGAGCGCCAUGCGAUGUUGGGCCAAGGUGGCUUUGCUCGCGUUUACCACGUCACCAACAGCCGUGGCGAGGACAAGGCAUUCAAGGUGAUUGCGAAGAGCGCCAUUAUGCAGUCUAAGAAGAAUCGCCAGAAGAUUCUUGCGGAGAUUAUGAUUCAUAAAUCGCUCAAGCACGUCCACAUCGUGGCUUUUGAGGACGUGUUUGAGGAUGCUGAGAACGUAUACUUCGUGCUUGAGCUGUGCCACAACGGCAACAUGAAUGACAUUGUGAAGCGCCGUGGCCCAUAUCUUGAGAGUGAGGCGCGUUACUUUAUGGUACAGAUCCUUGCGGGGAUUCAGAACAUGCACAACAACUCGGUGAUCCACCGGGACCUGAAGCUCGGUAAUGUGUUCCUUGACAAGGACAUGCAGGUCAAAAUUGGAGACUUUGGACUAGCUGCGCUCCUGAAGUAUCCAGAGGAGCGGAAGAAGACGGUUUGCGGCACGCCGAACUACAUUGCGCCUGAGAUCUUGUAUGAUCAAGGCGAGGGUCACAGCUUUGAGGUGGACAUUUGGUCUGUUGGUGUGAUUUUGUACACGCUGUUGGUCGGCCGCCCGCCUUUCCAGACAAGCAACGUGCAAAAGAUCUAUGACCGCAUACGCCGUAACGAGUACGAGAUUCCGCCGGAGGCGAACUUGUCGCCUGAAUCGAAAGAGCUGAUACGCCAGAUCCUCUCGCAGCGCCCGUCCGAGCGUCCCUCUCUGCAGGAAAUCAUGCAUCACCCGUGGUUCCAGGCGGGCACUGUGCCUCUUAGUGUGCCGUCGUCGGCCGUGUACCAUCAACCUUAUAUCCCUACCCUCUCUGAUGCCGAGAGCCGACGAAACUUUGAGGAGCUCAAGACGCGUGCUCAUUGGCAAAGCGAGGAACAAGAGGCGGCCGCGCUUGCACGCACGCCGCCACGCAGUGCGCGCCAAGAAAUGUGUGUGCUCGAGGCAGCUGAAGAAGAUCGUGAUCGCAUAGACCGUGAAUCUCAGCGCGCGAUUGAUCCGGGCAGUCCCAUUUCGACGCUGCUGAAAGUGGGCCGGCAGCCGCUCAUGAGGGUGCCGCAGGCCACAGGCGGGAGCCUCGCCUCCCGGAUGCAGGACAUGCAGCUGCAAGACAAGGCGCCGCAACGCGCCGUGCCGCGCCGUCCGCUGACGGCGAUGGAGCUGACGGAGCACUACUUGAGCCAAGCACUGGCACAUCUGGAUCACGGCAUCAUCGAGCCGAUGGUGCCUGUCGAUCCCAAUGGCGACGUCGUGACGGUGCCGCUGCCGAACGUCAUUGAUGGAGAGCAUGGCCAGCUGCGUCUUAAGCCGGAUGCGCCGCGUCUCUUUAUCAUUUCGUGGCUUGAUCACUCGGAAAAGUACGGUCUGGGCUAUGCGCUGUGCAACGGCACCGUCGGCGUGCACUUCCGCGACUCGACGAGCAUGGUUCUUGCUCCUGCUCGCCAAGCCUUUGACUAUGUAUACACGGUGCGGCAGCGCACGGCGCACGAGCGGCACGACCAGCUGCGGCGGGAGAACUAUGCGCUGCCGCCGUCGCUCGGCCAGCUUGAAUGGCUGCCGCAUGAGCUCGUGUCCAAGUUCAAGCUGCUGCGCUUUUUCGAGAGCGAGAUCAUGGAGCGCCUGUACGGUGCCGACAGCCCGCUCACGUACGUCGACGAGCAGGCGACGUCGCAUCUUGGCUUUGUGCACAAGUGGUACCGCUGCAAACAGGCCAUUGUGUUCCGCCUGAGCAACGGCACUGUGCAGUUCAACUUUUACGAUCACACCAAAGUGUUUUUGUCGUGCGACGGCCUCGUUAUCUCAGCGAUCGAGCCUGUCGACCGCACGGACGGCGUGCCCAUUCUCCGCACGUGGACGCUGUCGGAGCUCGUGGCGAUCGCGCAUCCGAGUCGCUCGGCCACCGAGGCGGCCGCGCACGAGGCGGCCCAGUUCCCGACCUAUUUCCAGACGAAGCCCAGUGAGCGUCGCUUCGUGCGCCAAGUCCUCAAGAAGCUGCGCUACGUACGGGACGUGCUUCUGACGACCACCAACGCAUCCACGGCCUAA
Molecule: messenger RNA, 2433 nt
Organism: Malassezia restricta
Lineage: Eukaryota; Fungi; Basidiomycota; Malasseziomycetes; Malasseziales; Malasseziaceae
Product: serine/threonine-protein kinase
Exons: 1
Coding region: 1-2433 (810 amino acids)
Biological process (GO): regulation of cytokinesis; protein phosphorylation; mitotic cell cycle
Cellular component (GO): centrosome; cytoplasm; nucleus
Molecular function (GO): protein kinase activity; protein binding; ATP binding
Source: RefSeq, a predicted model, not a curated record